Molecule: messenger RNA, 12031 nt
Organism: Zootoca vivipara (common lizard)
Lineage: Eukaryota; Metazoa; Chordata; Lepidosauria; Squamata; Lacertidae
Gene: SETD2
Product: SET domain containing 2, histone lysine methyltransferase
Biological process (GO): regulation of DNA-templated transcription
Cellular component (GO): nucleus; chromosome
Molecular function (GO): protein binding; histone H3K36 methyltransferase activity
Source: RefSeq, a predicted model, not a curated record
AGGAGGAAGAAGAGGAGGAGGGGGAGGGAGGAGGUGGCGGCGGCUGCUCCUCCUCGGAGCGUGAUCGCCGCCGUUAAACGAGGACAAAAAAGAAAAGAAAUAAAGCCAGGGGACAGAGAAAACUCGGAGAGGGAAGGAAAGAAGGCAGCGAGGAGGGCGAGGUUGCUGCCAAUAAAAAAGCCCUGCAAAAAUCAAAAUACAAGCCGCCGCCGCUGCCGCUGGAGGGUCGCCCAUUGGGGGAAAAAAGAAGACGCCUGGAUCUUCCCCAGGGAAGGAGCUCGUGGGAAAGGGCCGGAGGAGGGAGGUCAAGGAAAGGAGAAGGGCGUUUUGGGGAGGGGAGGAUUUGCGCCCGUCUCCCGAUCCUGCCCAUUUCUUCAAAGGCUCGUCUGGGGCCUAACUUUCUCCUCUGCCCACCUUGCCCGCGCGGAUAAAUUGUUUCGGUUGCAAGAAGCAGAAGCAGCAGCAGCAAAAAAAGAAAGGAGCCUUUUGCAAGGAGGCGAGCGCCGUUUCCCCAUUUUUCCGCCCCGCGAGGAAUCUCGAGGAUUUUACAAUUUGCAUUAUUAUUGUUGUUAUUUUGCGGCCCCGCGCUGCACGCCUGGGACACGGGGAGCAGUUGGCAGGGAGACGGAGAGAGAGAGACCCAUGGCCUGAUCUGCAGCGAGAGAGGAUUUGCAGCGCUCUUCUUGGAGGGGUUUGGUGGGGGGUGGGGAUCCUGUUUUGCUUUGGGGUGGGGGUCAAGGAGGCCAAAAAAGGGUAAAAACAAGCACACCUUCCCGCCGCCGGAGAACUUAAAUUUGGAUAUCUAUCUUGGGUGCCCCGAAGAGGAUGUGAAGGAGGCGCCGGGAGCCAGACCCACCGAGCGGCCUCCUUUUUGGGGGGAGGUCAGGAAGAGGCUUGGGGGGGUUUCUGCACGCCUGUUUGGGGGUUUGCUGCCUUGGCGUCGUGGUCGUUUCCCCGCCGCCCAGCCCCAUAGAAAUCCCCUUAUGUGGGGCGGAGGCUGCGCCUGCCCUGAUCCUCCUCGCCGGGGCUGCUGCAUCUGAUGAAGAAGAGGCCGAAGAUGGGGGAUUUCUACGACCCGGAACACCCCACCCUGGACACAACUUUCAUGUCGAAGGAUCCCAGUGGACAUCAUAAACCUAAUACGUCCAGCAUCCCUGAAAUGCAGUCACCUCUGAGGUGGAAAGGGACAGACAACUGGUGUAUCUUUCCACAGAAUAUGGAUGGGUCUGAAGAGGUAGAAAGAGAAGAAGAAAAUGAUGGCAAGACAGAAAAUGCACAGAAACCUGGUUUUGUCAAAGGGACAGUGUUCAAAGGAGUCGCGUCUAGCCGUUUCUUGCCCAAAGGCACCCGGACAAAAGUUAACCUUGAGGAACAAGGCAGACAAAAGGUGUCCUUUAGCUUCAGCCUAACCAAGAAAACUUUGCAGAACAGAUUUCUGACUGGCCUUGGGAACGACAAACAAAACGAGGCUCCGAGCUCCCUGGGCACACCUCUUCAAACUGACAUUGCCUCUAAAUUUAAAGUGGAUUUUGGGGAUUAUCCGGAGGUUGUGGAGGAAUUUUCACCCCCAAAGCCCAAGGUGGAAUUAGGCAAGAUCCACUUUAAGAAACAUCUGCUGAAUGUUACAACAAAGCCGCCCCCUGCUGCCGCCGUGCCACUGCCACCAGCAACUGUAGGGCCAGCUACUGCAGCAGAAUUUGUGGAAUUGCCACCAUCACCGCCGCCACCCCCUCCUCCCCCUCCCCCUCCUCCCCCUCCACAAACACUACCAGCGCCAAAACCAGUACUAACCCCAGAAAUUUUGCCACAACUUCCAGUAGCAGUACAAACAGCAGCCGCACCUCUGUUGCCAUCACCUGUAGAAACUGUUGUACACUUAGCAAAGGAGCCUUCAGUGAAAGCAGCUCAGGAAACUUUAGAAUUGAACAUUAAGCAAAAUGCUGUGUUGGAAGGCUCCGAAGAACAGCUAGCUCAGGUUAUUCCUGAAGAAGCGGAACUAGUCCCAGCGAAAGGAGAUUCCCAUAUUGGGAGGGAGGAGGACGUUUCAAGUGCUUCAAAGGGUGCUUCUCAAAGUUCUAAGAAACAAGGUUCCAAGAGGAAGUUGUCUGAUGGAGCAUUGCCAGGUUCCGAAUCUGAUGAAGAUUCCGUGAGGACGUCUUCAAGUCAGAGAUCUCACGAGAUUAAAAUAUCAACAAGCUCAGAGAAGGAAAAAGAUUCACGAAAGAGCUCUACGUCUGUCAAAACUGAAGAGCAGGUGAAAAGUUCGUCACGGUCUAGAUCUGAAAGGGAUGAAAAAUAUUCUAGUUACUCCUCCAGAUCUGAUAGAGACUCAAAGUAUUCUUCCUCCCGUUCCAGAUCUGAAAGAGAGAGGAGGCGAAGCAGGUCCCGUUCUCGUUCUAGAUCAGAGAGAGGUUCCAGAACCAGUUCUUCCUAUUCCAGAUCUGACCGGUCACAUUACUAUGACUCUGACCGGAGGUACCACAGGAGCUCACCAUACAGAGAGAAGACACGAUAUUCUCGUUCAUACGUGGAUAGCAGGACAAGAGAGAGCUCUGAUUCAGAAGAAGAGUAUCGGAGGACAUACUCCAGGUCUACAGACUCCAGGCGUACAUCCUCUCAUUCCUCAUCUUACAGAGACUCUAGGACCUCUUUUUCUUAUUCAAAGUCUGAGCGGGAUAGCAAGUUGGAAUCCUCUCAUACUGACUCAGAGAGAAAAGGAAAGCCUACAAAAUCAGACAGGGACUCCAAAAGGACUUCAGAAAGUGACGUAUCAAAAAAGUGCUCUCCAGUCAAUGAGCUGCGUCAUCGGGGGGGAGCAUCCCACUCUAAAGCAGAGAGCAGUGUGAGUUCUUCCCGACACAAGUCCUCCUCUUCAAAGACAUCUACUCCAAAGUCUGAUAAAUAUAAAAGUUCUUUCUGUUGUACAGAAUCUGAGGAAACCAGAGAGCAGUCUAAUUGUAUAGACUUGGAGGCGUCUUGUGUACAAAGCUGUGAAACGAAAACUGCUAUUGCACAGAAGCCAGAAACAGAAAGGACUGUUUCUCCGCUAAAUCAGUUGAAUGAUUCACCUAUUUUCAAAAAGUUAAAUGAAUCAAAAGAGAUGUCUCCUAUUUCUAAAUCAAAAGUACUUGCAGGAAUUGAUAGCCAUGACAGUAUUAAGGAAGAGGAGUCCGUAAUCAAGGUAAAACAUGAACCAUUAAGAACUUGUUCUCCAGUAGAAUCGAAUAUAAAUGGGUCCCCAGAAGGAAGGCCCAGUGAUAGGGCAUUGUUCCGUGCCCCCAAAAUAGAAGAAAUUGCAACAUCUGAUGAUAGUUUAGACGGAACUGAGCCACCACUUCAAGUCAAUAGUCCAAAUUUGAGUAAGUUACCGUCUAAUGGGUUUCAGAGUGUGUAUCAGCCUAAAGGACACGAUCUGGAUGAUUCUCUUGUCCUCUUGAGUGACUCCAACAGUUUUCUUAAAGAAAAAAUGGAAGACUCAAUUCCUUCUGAGUAUGAUUGUGUACCUUCUUGUAUUGUGAAUGUAAAUAAUUCUAAAACACAUACAGAUAAAGCGGAUGAUCUCACAGAUCCUUGUGAUAAAACCAAAGAUCCAGACUCCUGCUAUCUUUCAGAUGCUGCAGCUCUUUCUUUGUAUUAUUCAGAAGUUGAAAUUGAAGCUGAGCCUUCCAAUGUCGAAGAUCAAAAUCCGUCAAAAAUUGCUCAUGAGGAUGAAAAACGAGUUAGACGUUUCAGCUUAUCAGAGUGCAGCCCAGUCCGAGAUUCUUCUGCAGAAGAAUAUUUUGUGGAAGAGAAAUUCGACAAUCAGUGUAUUGCGCAGCAACAACAGGCUUCUGAAAAUGUGUUGUCCCACCCAGAGACAACUCUGGGGGAGGAAAAGAAGGAAGAACUCUUGGAGUGUCCCGAAGUAGCACUUGAAUUAGACGUUUCACAUGUUGAUUCCGUUGUAGAGAAAACAAUAUCGCCUUUAAAAAAUGAGCACUCUUAUUAUUUAGAGAUGCCAACAGAAGACUCUGAGAAAGAGGAGCCAGACGAUGAGGAAGGCUCUGUGGUCCUUGAUGAAAGAACUGUGGUUGCUGACUCGAAGGCCCACGCUCCUGAAGUCUUGAUGGUAAAUGAAAAAAGUGAUGACUCCUUGGUAGGAUCUGCAUUUUCAGACGCUUUGUCCCCAUCUUGCGAUGUUGUUGUGACGGUAGAAGAAACGGAAACUGCUGCCGAAGUGCCCAGAUGUGACAGUAGAUGCAGUACCCCUGAGCUCACUUCCAUCCACCGUGAAGAGUAUUCGGAUACAGCUGAAAGUGCAAGUGAACAGGACAGUGAUGACAGUGACACAGAGGACUCUGAUUCAGAUGAUAGCAGUGUUCCAAGGAACCGCCUUCAGUCAGUUGUGGUCAUUCCAAAGAAUUCUACCAUAACCAUGGAGGAGAACAGUUCAUGUUCCUCUCGGAACAGCCAAAGUAACAGACGCUAUGUGGUUCACUGGGAAGAUGGCAGGCCAGAGUCCAGCAGACCAUUCUGUGAAGAAAUGCCGGAUGACGUGGGAUCCAAUAAUGGCCUGCAAAAUGAAAGCAAGUAUCUGCCUUCUAGAGAUGCAGAGGGGAGGCUAGCAAUCUCUACUGAGCUCAACAGAACAGAGCGUGAAGACCUCCGGCCUGCUAUCUCCCAUCCUCAGAGCGAUGGCGUUGACAGUACGAGUCAGUCAGAGCAGACAGCAGGUUUUAUUCACAAGCCAAACCCAGAUGAAAGAUCAAUAUUAACUGAAAGCAUGUCUGUGGCUCGAUCAAUUGACGUAUCGCAGGAAGGGGAGCUGCAUUAUCUUUCCAAGAACUUUGAAAUGAUUGACAAUAUGUCCAGGCUGCAGACCAGUGUUUCCAAGCCUGACAGCAGGCAGGGGAAGCCUGGUUUUGGCGAGCCCAUGGAAACUGGAGAUUUCUCCAGAGAGGAUGGCUUUCAUUCAGCAGAAGACUUGAGUAGCUUGGGGUGGGAUUUCUCCCAACCAGAGAAACCAAGCAGUACAUACCAACAACCUGAUAGUAGCUAUGGCAUUUUCCCAGGUUAUGUUUACCCCCCAGCUCCGGGAACAUUUGUUGGGCCUCAUAACUACUGGCAUGACAAUGGCUAUUGGGAUCCAAGGUUGACUAAUAGACCCCCUGAGAUUAACUAUGAGCAAAUGCAAGGGCAGGUUCCCGAUUCGCUUACAGAAGACCAUGAAGAGUAUGAAGAAGUUGACCGGUGGGUUGACGAAAGCCACGCCUUCUUCCCCAACCAGUCAGUGAAGUUCCAGUCACGUGACCCUAGAGAGAAGGGUUCGGUGCAGGCCCAUGAGAUAAGCAGCAACUCCACUAAAGAGCCAAUGGCCCCAAGUGAGAGGAAAGAGCAGGCAAAUAAGGCUUUGGAUAAGAAUGACAUGAAAGAGCGGGGACCAUUGAAGAAAAGGAGGACAGAUUUAGAGAGUGACUCGGAGAGCGAUGCCGACUUCCGGGAAAGGAAGAAGGUCAAGACAGAGGGAGAGCGGUUGGCAGCAAUACUUCAGGACUCUUCAAUGGUUCGCCCGCUAUGUUUCAUGGAAGAUUUCAGAGACUCGCAGCGUUGGAAAGAGUUUGCCAAGCAAGGGAAAAUGCCCUGUUACUUCGACCUCAUUGAAGAAAAUGUGUAUUUGACGGAAAGGAAAAAGAAUAAAUCUCACCGUGAUAUCAAGCGGAUGCUGUGUGAAUGUCCCACGCUUUCAAAAGAUGAGCGAGCUCAAGGAGAGGUGGCGUGUGGAGAAGACUGUCUUAAUCGUCUACUCAUGAUAGAAUGUUCCUCAAGGUGCCCCAAUGGGGACUACUGCUCCAACCGGCGGUUCCAGAGGAAGCAGCAUGCAGAUGUUGAAGUCAUUCUGACAGAGAAGAAAGGCUGGGGGUUGAGAGCAGCAAAAGACCUACCCUCCAACACUUUUGUACUGGAAUACUGUGGUGAAGUGCUCGAUCACAAAGAGUUCAAAACCCGAGUGAAGGAGUAUGCCCGAAGCAAGAAUAUCCAUUAUUACUUCAUGGCAUUGAAAAACGAUGAGAUAAUAGAUGCCACCCAGAAAGGAAACUGCUCUCGUUUUAUGAACCACAGCUGCGAGCCAAACUGUGAGACGCAGAAAUGGACAGUGAAUGGACAGCUGCGAGUUGGCUUCUUCACCACAAAACUUGUUCCGUCAGGCUCAGAGCUAACCUUUGACUACCAGUUCCAGAGAUAUGGCAAAGAGGCACAGAAGUGUUUCUGUGGCUCUGCCAACUGCCGGGGUUACCUUGGGGGAGAAAACCGGGUCAGCAUUAGAGCCGCAGGAGGCAAAAUGAAGAAGGAGCGGUCUCGUAAAAAGGAUUCGGUGGAUGGAGAAUUAGAGGCACUCCUGGAAAAUGGAGAAGGACUUUCAGAUAAAAAUCAAGUUCUCAGCUUGUCUCGGCUGAUGGUGCGAAUUGAGACUCUGGAGCAAAAGCUCACCUGUCUCAAACUUAUACAGAAUACUCACUCCCAGGCCUGCCUGAAGACGUUCUUGGAAUGUCAUGGAUUGUCCCUUCUCUGGAUUUGGAUGGCAGAGCUUGGUGAUGGCAGGGGAAACAUAGCCAACAACUUGAAACUCCAGGUAGAGAUUAUGAAGACUUUGGAGCUUUUGCCUAUUCCCAAUAAAAACAUGUUGGAGGAGAGCAAAGUGCUUCCGAUUAUCCAGCGCUGGGCUCAGACUAAAUCUGCUAUUCCACAUCUCAGCGAAGGAGAUGGUUAUUCGAGUGAGAACACAUCACGGGCUCAUACUCCACUCAACACGCCCGAUCCUUCUGCUAAGCCUAGUGUGGAGGGUGACACGGACACGCCCAAGAAGCUUGCUUUCCGGAAGCUCAAGAUCAUAAGUGAAAACAGCAUGGACAGCGCCAUCUCCGAUACGACCAGUGAGAUUGAGCUGAAGGAGGGCAAAGAGGAACUUGAGCAUCCAGACAGUGUCCCAACAGAGGCAGCAGAGGAACAGCCACCCCAACAGGAGCCUGGCAAGGAUGCUGCUGCCGAGGCCUCAGCAGACACCAGCAAAUCUCAAGCUGUCGAGCAGGAUGUGGAGCCUGAGACAGAGAUGAAAGAGACCUCUGCUGCAAAGCUGGAGGAAUCUGUGGCUGCAGAAACACCCUCUCAAGAUGAAGAGGAGGGCGUGUCAGAUGUGGAGAGUGAGAGGAGUCAAGAACAGACGGAUAAGAUAAUAGAUGCAAGUGAUUUGGCGACCAAGCUUCUAGACUGCUGGAAAGACCUAAAAGAGGUGUACAGGAUCCCGAAGAAGAGUCAAGCAGAAAAGGAGACCACUGCAGAUCGUGGGAGAGAGUCAGCAGGUCGAGACCCAGCUGCUACCCCAAAAAACCUGAGCAGAGAACGAGACCCCGAAAGGCAAAGUCAAAGCAAGGAAAAGAAAAAACGCAGAGAUUCUUUGUCACCCCCAUCGGCGUAUGAACGAGGCACCAAACGACCAGAUGACAGAUAUGACACACCAGCCACCACCUCCAAGAAGAAAGUCCGGAUCAAGGACCGCAACAAGCUGUCCACGGAGGAACGCCGGAAGCUCUUUGAGCAGGAGGUUGCACAGCGGGAGGCCCAGAAGCAGCAGCAGCAGCAGCUGCAGACCCUUGGGAUGGCCUCCCCUCUUCCCUACGACUCCCUGGGCUACAGUGUCGCACACCAGACCUUCAUGGGCUACCCGCCUGGCUACCCCAUGCAGGCCUACGUGGACCCCAGCAACCCCAAUGCCGGGAAGGUGCUGCUCCCCACCCCGAGCAUGGACUCCAUAUGCUCCCCGGCCGCCUACGAGCACCCUCAGACUUUGGUCGGGCACACAAUUGAGUCGGCUCUGGCCGCCCCUCAGCCGGUGCCCGUCGUUCAGCACAUAGCAGCAGGCACCCUGGAGGUGUCCACUCCGCAGUACGUAGCGCAGGGUGACCCGGUGGUCCACCAAGAGCAGAGUGUUGCGGUCUUGCCGGUGCCGGCCCCGGUGCAAGGACAAAGCUAUGGAGUCUGGGAUUCCAGCCAGCAGCCAGUAGCAGUGCAGCCGCCCUAUUCUCCAGCCCAGUCCCAGCCAGCCAUCUACUACCAAGGGCAGGCCUGCCAGGCUGUUUACGGAGUCGCGUCGCCCUACUCGCAGUCCACGCCGCCCAUCGUGCAGAGCUACGCACAGCCAGGUCUCCAGUAUAUCCAGGGGCAGCAGAUUUACACUGCUCAUCCUCAGGGCGUUGUGGUGCAGCCUACGACGGCAGUGACAACUAUUGUAGCCACAGGACAGCCCCCACCUAUUCAGCAGCCGGAGCUGGUGGUUACCAACAACCUCUUGGACCUGCCCCCGCCAUCUCCUCCCAAACCCAAAACCAUUGUCCUCCCUCCGAACUGGAAAACCGCCCGAGAUCCUGAGGGGAAGAUCUACUACUAUCACGUGGCCACCAGGCAAACCCAGUGGGACCCUCCAAACUGGGACAGUCCGGAAGAUGAUGCCAGCCUUGAGCACGAAGCUGAAAUGGACCUUGGAACCCCAACUUACGACGAAAACCCCAUGAAGUCUUCCAAAAAGCCCAAAACGGCAGAAGCAGACACUUCCAGCGAGCUGGCAAAGAAGAGCAAGGAGGUGUUUCGAAAGGAGAUGUCUCAGUUCAUUGUGCAAUGCCUGAACCCCUACCGCAAACCAGACUGCAAAGUUGGGCGGAUAACCACAACUGAAGAUUUCAAGCACCUUGCACGAAAGCUGACCCAUGGAGUCAUGAACAAGGAGCUGAAGUACUGCAAAAACCCCGAGGACCUCGAGUGCAAUGAGAACGUGAAACACAAGACCAAGGAGUACAUCAAGAAGUACAUGCAGAAAUUUGGGUCCGUUUACAAGCCCAAAGAGGACACAGACUUGGAGUAGCGGUCGCGGCAGGGAAGGCAUCCUCGCUCCCCUACCCAGGACACUUCUUAUUUUUCUUUUGUUUUCCACAGGAUUUCCGUCUCUCUCCCUCUCUCAAUCUUUCCAAGUUGGGUUUGAGGAGACCAGGUGGAAACUGCAGUGGGGGGGGGGGGAGAGAAGCUAACUCGCACAAACAAACACACCCACCCCAUGGUACAGUUGUGACUCACUCACCCCACCCCUCGUUCCCUCUCUGCAAGAUAAGCCAGAACUUCCGGUCCGUUUGGUGCUGUUUUAGCGCAACAAACUCUAAAGCGCAUCUCGUCUCUCUCCCCUGCGAGAUCUGUAUCAUAUUUUAACGUAUAUGUGAAUAUAUUGAGUUCUCCCACCCCCACCCACCCCCUUUUAGCCCGACACGUGUUGAUAUCAUGGGAACACUUUGUAAGAAUAGUUUUGAGAAAGGGGUGGGGUGGGGGUUUGUUUUUGUUUUUUGUUUUUUUUGUUUUCCUUUCUUUUUUUCGUUCUCCGCAAGGUUACUCUGUUAUCAUGUAAAUAUUUGCGAACAGGCUGCCUCGGGGUUUCUGGCAAGCCGCGUGCUAUGUUGAUAAGAUUGAUUUUACUGCUUAAAUCAUUUUACUUUAUCCAAUUUUUACUGAAGUUUUUAUGUAAAAGAAAAAAAUUAAAAAAUGAAAUAAAACGGCAAUGAAAGAACAAUGGCCGCUCUUGGGUUUUUGUGCGCCGUUUGAAAAAAGCGGUAUCUUUUUCCGCAGUGGAAGUUUAUGAUCCUUGAGACGGCUUUUACCUUAGUCUCUCUCUUAAAGAAAAUAUGAGGCAAGAUUCACCAACGAACACCCUGUGUAAGCACUUCCACAGCGAGGCUGUUCCACCCUACCCCCCCCCCCUUGAAAUAGGCUCUGGGGCUGUCGGGAGAAUCCCCCAGUACAGUUUGUGAGGGGCAGGGAGACGAUGUCAUUCUGUCUGGCAAACUGAUAUGUACAUAACCAUAUUCAACAUAACCAGACGUCAGAUUCCACCCAAGGCUUCUAGUCCUCAUGCUACAUCACAUUCCUGGGAACUGUCGUUUGCUGAUGGGAAUUGUGGCUCAGCGAGGGCAGAACUACAGUUCCCAGGAUUCUCUGGGGAAAGCCACUUGCUUUAAAUGCAUGCUGUAGGUACGACCCGAGAUCUGGAAGUUGCUGCUUCUUGGCGACUUCUUGUAGCUGAGUAAGAUUGUCUUCCAUAAACAUGGUUUUAACAAUGAGUCCGUAAAUAUGCUCCGUUUGGAGUGUUAUGCUUCCGUUGUGAGUGCUACACUUCCGUUUUGAGUGGUAUGCUGAGAUCUGUCUGUUUUUGCUAUUUUAUUUUGCAUUUUUGCAAGUUUUUUUUGUUUUGUUUUUGUGACUGUGUGGAGCCCAGUUCAGCUACUGAUUGAUUGUGUGAGUGCAGUACAUUGUUUAUUGCUUCCAUUUCAUGGAUCAAUGGUCUAAUAGUUAGAUAGUAAAAUUCAUGUUAAAUUGCUGUUUUAGGGGUUGUUUUUAAAAGUCUGGAACAAUUAAUCCAUUUUGCAUUACUUUCUAUGGGAAAGCAUGUCUUGGUUUUGGAACAGUCUUCUGGAACGGUUUAUGUUUGAAAGCCAAGGUACCACUAUAAAUGUCUCACCCACAGGGCCAUAGUCUCUCUACGAGUGGUGUUUUCUGAAAUCUCCCCUGCACCAUUGCCAAAGGCAAUCUCACUAACAUGUCUGUCCUGAGUUGAUUCAGUUUUGAUCAAAUGGAAGAAGUAAGAUGUCGUUGGCUGUCCACCUUGAACCAUCUGCAGACUUGCACAGGCACUAUUCCCGAUUUGGCUACUAAGUUCUAGGAAUGUGUUGUCGAACAACCUGCGUUUAAGUAUCUCAAAUGCAGAAUUUUCCGGAAAGGGGGUCUACUGAGAUUCCUAUCGUGUUUAGUUAUGUUCUCAAUCUCUCUUAACCAUCCUGAUGACUGGUAUUCCGCUCACAUGGCCAUAACCAGACUAUUUGAGAACCGCGUUUAACAUGUGCACUGAUCAUAGAAUUGUAAAUCUUCAUAUUGUGGUGUGCCACUCGUGUCUCGGAGUGAUGCAAGAUUCCAGGGAUUCCCGGCACUUACUCAAGGCUCGUGUUUCCUUUGGCACGAGGAACAGCAGAGGCUUUGGUGUGUUAAUGGUAUAUGGUUUAUUACACAUAUAUACACAAUGUGAGCCUACAAAGCAGAGGUUCCCAGCACCAACACCCCAAGAGGGUCUUGCUUCUCCCAUUGCUGCAGCCUUCGGUUCAAACAGAAAUCAUGUGUCGCUUUGUCUCCCUCGCUUCCCAGUCUGCUGCUUCCAGCUUCUAGCUCCUAAAUUCACAUACGUAACUCAACUCUGGCCUUUAUCUUUCUAACUACCUCCUCCUUCUCUGGCGAUCCCUCGUAGCCGAGUAAGAUUGUCUUCCAUAAACACAGUUUUAACAAUGAGUCCGUAAGUGACUGUGGAGGCCAAUUCUGGAUCCACACGUCCUUCCACAGUGGGGACAUUGGUUCCCGGGUGGGAGUUGAUCACGGUGUGGAUUUGCCAAGCGUGCCUUCCCAUUAGCAUGUUUCUCCCUUGCGUCCUGCGUUCGAGUGUCUUCAAAGCCCAUGACACCUUUGGUAAAGGCUGUUCUCCACCUGGAGCGCUCGCAGGCCAGUGUUUUAUAUGGGCUUGCUUAGAAAAGGAAGGGCCUCCUCCUCUGUUUCUGUGGGUCAUGCCCUGCUAGAGGCGACUGUCCCGAGUCACACCAAACGGCAAUUGCAUUUUAAAACUGGAAAGUACAUUCCCCCCUUCUCCUUACCUACAAAGGUAUUAGAUGGAGACACAUGGUAACGCAAAUAACUAGUUUCUAGGCUUCAGCAGUGUUUAGUGAAGGCAGGGAGAAGAAAAGGCAGCGAGGGGAAGCAAGGAUUGGGAGAGGAAAAGAAGUCGUUUGCCAAAAGAGGCUGCUGGAUCAGGCCGCACCCAUCUAGUUUAGCAUCCUGUUCUCAAAGAGGCCAACCAGAUGGGGAACCUGCAAGCAGGAUUCUUGAGGUUUCCAGAACCUUUGCUGUCUCCGGCUGUGGAGGCAGAGCAGAACCAUCAGUGCUAGUAGCCGUUGAUGAUGUUAUACUCCCUGAAUUUGUC